Molecule: messenger RNA, 5166 nt
Organism: Lineus longissimus
Lineage: Eukaryota; Metazoa; Nemertea; Pilidiophora; Heteronemertea; Lineidae
Product: transcriptional regulator Myc-1-like
Exons: 3
Coding region: 178-1458 (426 amino acids)
Biological process (GO): regulation of transcription by RNA polymerase II
Molecular function (GO): RNA polymerase II cis-regulatory region sequence-specific DNA binding; DNA-binding transcription factor activity, RNA polymerase II-specific; protein dimerization activity
Source: RefSeq, a predicted model, not a curated record
CUGGGUUCAAGCGAGAGGGAGUAACUUCUUAUGUGGACUAAUAUUCUUCGUUAUUGUUGCCCUCCUUCAAUUUAUCGUUUGUCAGUUUCAAUCUCUAUACUAAUAGACGGCCUGCUACAGAUAAAUCACUUGGAUUAUCGUGAAUCAUUCACAAUUGGAGUAUACUAAAUCGGUGCGAUGUCGCACAUUCCAAAGUCAUUUCAUUGGAGUGCCCACAGUUACUGUAAAAAGAUGAAGCAUCCACAGUCGAUCAUUAAGAACUCAAUUGGACUAUGCCCCGAUCGCGAGAGUCAGGACUACGAAUCUUUUCAUUUCUUCGAAGACGAAAUUGAACAAGAUUUCUAUGCAGCUCCUGCGCCAAGUGAGGAUAUUUGGAAAAAGUUUGAACUGAUCCCAACACCACCUCGCUCACCUAGGCGGGAUGACGAAGAUGACACUGACAUUUUGGAUAUGGUUGAUGGAAUCUUUUCACCAAAAUCAACAACAGAGAGAUUACAGUUAGUCUCGGAGAUCUUGGAUGAUCCUGUAACGCAAACAAUUGUUACACCAGACUUCUUUAAAUGUGCGUGCAGUCCGAACAUUAAAUCAAAACUUAUUCAGGAUUGUAUGUGGUCUGGUAACUUGGAAGAGGAUCAGGACUGUUCUGAUGAGAAAACAGACGAAAAACCAGUUGAAAAGAAGCCUGCUUCAUCGAGCGUGGUUAUCAAUGCUAACACCGAAUGUGUGGACCCUUCAUCAGUCUUUCCCUACCCCAUCAACGAAACAACCAAGACAGCAGUGUUCAAACCAAAAGAGUCGCUCGGCAUCGAAACGCCCUCUGAAUCUGAAGAUGAUGAAUCUGACGAGUAUGAUGAUGAUGAUGAUGAAGAAAUUGAUGUGGUGACGGUCGAGCGAACCAUCAAAACCUCCAAACGACGGCUACCUACAGUACAAGUCGUUCCAAAUAUCAAAAUCAAAGUCAAAGCACACUCCGUCCUUCCACGAUCAUCCCCAGUGAAUUCUCCCAUCCACAAAUCCUUUCACAACUAUUCCAUGAAGAGGAAAUCAUUAUCGUUACCUGGCUCUCCUCAACCCAGUUCAAAGAAGUUAAAACGUGAACUGAGUAUGCAGGACUUCAAAAAUGCAGUCAAUAAGUUCAAUUCAAAUAGCUACAGUGAUGGACGGACUAGCCGGUCAGGUUCAGAUUCGGAGGACUGUGAGGAAAAACGUGCCCAACAUAAUGUGCUUGAACGAAAGCGACGGAAUGAUUUGAAAUUUAGUUUCUUUGGUCUGAGAGAUCAGAUCCCUGAUUUGGAACGACAGGAACGGGCACCGAAGGUCAUGAUUUUGAGGAAAGCCUCCGACUAUAUCAUUGGUUUACGACGAGAACAGCGACGAUUAGAACAUUUGAAACAAGCUGAGCAGAGUAGAAAGGAACAGCUGUUGAAGCGGAUAGCUCAACUCAGGCGGACUUGUUAAUGCUUUUGUCCAAUAGACUUCCCAAUCGAUCGUGGCCAAAUCAACGAGAAGUGUUGUUUCAGAUCUCAGGACUGACUAUUCAAUCAGGUUCUCUGAUUGUUGUUUUGUUAUGUCGAGUGAAAUGUGAUCAAAGACGGUUUGAAAGCUUCAGUUUUCUGUGUUAUGUUGCAUAUCAUGUUGGAAUCAGAGGUUGAAAGGAGAUUUGUAAAUGGAGUGACAUUUAAAGAAAUAAGCGAAGGUGGCUUGCAUGUUAUUUGCAACCCUCCUGUCUGGAAUGAAUGGUUGAUGGUGUCCUUGCACAGCAUUAUGUGGCUUUCGGAUUUGAUAUUACAAAUUGACAGAUCUGUUUUCGACAGAAAAAUAGACUUUAUUUGCUAUUGUCAUUUGUUGUCCAAUUGUUGAUUGACAUCAGCCCCCAAUGUUCAGCCAAUCAUAGAUAGUGGGAAUUGAUAUUGUCAGAAUGCAUUUUCAGCUUGCUGACUGCACUGCCCGAUUAAUAGGUGAAACAGUAGAAUAGAUUGAUCAUAGAUAUUGUAGGUGCAGUUUAGGAAUUGAAGGAAGAUUUGCACAAACUUGACGGUGUACAAAUGUAUGUGCUUUUGCACUACAUAGUAUGUAUGUAUUUGUAUCUAAAGACAUUUUUACAAUUGGACAAGUUCAAACAUCAAUAUUCUUUUAUGUUCUAAGUUGCUAACUCAGUGACCAAGGAAUUCUUUUGGUUCAGUUUGAUUAAAAUUGCCAGGUAUGCAACAUUUCUGGAUGUACAUUUUUGUAGAAAAUCGUUUCAAAUUUAUAAUUACUCAAGGAGAGUAUUUUAUUUUUAAUAAAUUUACUUUGUAUUAAAAUUGACUAUAAAUCCAAGAUAUAAAAAAAAAAGUAUAUAAAAAGAUGCAACUUUUAUUUGUGAGGGCUUCACUGGCUUGAUUUAUAAAGAAAGAAACUUCGUAAAAAAAUGUUAUAAAAAAAUAUAAAAAGUAAAAAUGCACACCACUGCCACACCCAUUUGAGUUUUUUACUUUUAUAAGAUUUACAAAGUUUUGAGAUGUUUAUUUUAGAGAGAAAAAAGUUGAAAUAUUUGCCAGUGUUGUUCCUGGGAGUUGGAGGAGGGUGUUUUUGACCUCGGGUUGCAUUUUUCUGUGCAAAAUAAUCAGGUAUGGGACCAGUUGUACUGAGAGUUUCCGUGGUAACGGCCUACUACCUAUGUGGUACCAGAUUUCUUGGGGUGUAUUUAGAAAAUGCUUCUUGCUGAUAUUUUUCGUCCCAAUGUUCAUGUUGAGCAGAAGAGGGGGCCUGAAAAACUGCUUUGAAGUGUGUUUAGGGGGGGGGGGGUUGUGGUGCCUGAUUCAAUAGAAAAGUAUUCAUCAGUCUGCAAGUAUAAACUAUACCAACUUAACUAAGGCUCUUACUAAUCAACACACCUUCUGUAUUACCACUGAACUUGUGGUCACCUAAGAACAAUUGAUGAAAUAUUUUCCUCCAGUAAUGAACAUCCAUAAAUCUUUAUCAAAUUAAAUUCUAUCGAGUGCCCACUUUUCAACUUUUCUCAAAGACAACCCUUUAUUGAAAAGUUGUUUGCAGUUCUUUUAUCUGAAAUUGUAUGCCUUUCUUGGCCACAAGUCUAAGAAAACCGUCACUGACAUGUAUGAUGAAAUUAGAUAAUGUUUGAUGUACAUGUGGUAAUGUUCUUGUUUCUGCUUUUCCAAAAGAAGUGAUUUGAGGAAAAAUAAUAGAUCUGUAAACAACAACUUACUUCAGGGUUGACCAUGUUGGUAUUCUGCGAUGAAAUAUGAGGACAGAACGAAAUGCACAGCAGUUGUCUUUACCCAAUGAAUGCUUGCAAAAUCCUGCAUAUCGACUACUCUAAAAUCAAUCAGGAGCUGUCACCACUGUAGAUUUGUCAGGGAAGACUAGAAGAGGGGGCAAUGAUCUUCAGUAUUCUGGCAUCUCCUGAGCGAGUUUGCAGUAAUUGUAUUGAAUAGCAGAGGGGAAGUCAACCUUUUUUCUUGAGGUCUCAGCGAGAGGCCUUCAAUAAAGUUUUGGACAACUGGUUCCAAAAUAUCUUUUUUGUAUGAAAUGGCUGCCAAUGAGAACUGAUACUCUGAAGAACUUUUUGUGACUUCGCACAAUAUAUUUGUUUUAGUAUCCUGUCUCAAUGUUCAUAGUCUUAUACAUCUUGAUCCCUUGUACGUGUUGUAAGGGUUUGUUACAAAUUCAGUGUCUUCCAAAGCCCUUCGCAUUUAGGUUGAAACAUUUAUGACUUAAAGUUGCUCAAUUCAAUUUUUGUAGGUUCUCAAUCUCAGGGCCCAUCACUGAAUUUCAGAUGAACAAUAUCAUGUACUUUCAUCAUAGAAUGUAUAACUGAAGUAUCAGUAGUCAUUUCACUGAAUUUUCCAGAUCUGUCAGUUUUCAUCGGUAUCCGCCACAAUGUGUUCAAUUCAAUUUUACAAAAUUUGCAUAGCUCUGUCCGCCUGUUCUGUACAUAAGAUUUAUUUUAUACAACUCAAUAUAUCGUUAUAGUAUACAUGUAUGUAGAAAAAUUAAUCAGGAGUUAAAAGGACACUAUCUCAUCUUUGGCUGUGUAGCAAUCCGUAAUAUACUUUAAAAACUCCUGCCCGCUUCUGGGAAAUGAAUAUGCUGAAAUCAUUAACUGCAUUUUGGGGUAAUGAUCUCUUUAAAUGUUGUCAUUCUAAAAAUCUAAUUUCGAUCAGUUUAAGAAUGUAUUUUCAAAAUCAAACGUUGUCAGUAACAAGAGAGACUGCUGCACUGCCAAAGUUGAGGUCGUGUUCUGUCAUUGGAGCAUUUCUGUAUAGAUAGUAAUCAUGCCAAAUAUAUUCUGUAAAAUAUGUAUCAUAACCCGAUUUAGUUAUACACAAUAGAUAGACUGGGAUGAGGGAAAAAUAGUAUGUCUGACUGGCCCAUGAUGUCAAAAUGUCAAAAAUAAUCCGGUCAUUUCCAUCUAAUUCUGUCUUGAUGGGAAAGCCAAGGACAAACAUGUUUCUCACUUUUUCACAUCGUAUGCCUUCACAAAGUUAUAUUUCUAUGGUGAAUUUCAACAUUUUUUGGUUGGUUCAACGUGGCAUCCUAAAACCUUAAAUUGUUACCCCUCGUUCAGAGUAUUAAAAAACCCAGAAAUUCUAUAAAGAGUGACCAAUUCGGUAAACUUGUGUCUGAUUGUGAGAGUGUUUGUUGCCUGUGUGAAUGUUUCUUUCAAGUCCCAACCAAUAAUGUAACCCUCACUGUCUUGAUAAAUUCAAUUUGAGGGGGUUGGUAUGUAUUCAAUGCGAAAAAAGUGGCAAGUUUAUUGAAUUGCAUGGUCAGUUGUAUGUAAUAAGAAUUCGAUUUGUUAAUGAAUUCAUGGGUCAGUAAGUGACUAGGAACUACCCAGUAUCGCUGUCAUAAUGUGCUUAGUUAUGAUGUUGAAUUUCAAAAACAUGCGACCUCCAUACCAGAAUACAUACUAACUGAUCUUGUCAUCUCUUCCAAGUUAAAUAAUCAAAACAACGAUUUGUAAUUCUUAAAAUACUUGUUUUAAAAGUUUUCCUCACCAUUUUCUAAAUUCUUAAAAUUUCCUUUCCUUUUGCUUUGCUUAUCUUUCUAACAGUUGGACUCCUAUAUAGAUUCAUGGGCUGUCCUUCCCGGUCCAUUAUUAACUUUUUCAUACUUUUUCAUUUAUAUCAGUUUGACAAUAAAUGACUAUUUUCCUUGAAA